AUGAAUAAAGGAAGGGAGGAAGGAAUGAAUAAAUUUCUGGUCGUUCAAUACAUUGUUGCCGAGUUCGUGAUAUCGCAAAAGGGCAAACGCAUGAUACAGUACAACCGCUACACGUACUCGUCGACGCCGCAAAGGAGCCCGAUGCGAAGGUGGAGGUGCUCCUCCCACUCGGCGCAUAGAUGCAAAGCAGCUAUACACACAAUAUGCGACAAGAUCGUGCGCGUGAUGGACCAGCACAGCCAUCCGCCGCCCACCACCGUUCUUUACAAG
Messenger RNA from Iphiclides podalirius (scarce swallowtail), 270 nucleotides. Lineage: Eukaryota; Metazoa; Arthropoda; Insecta; Lepidoptera; Papilionidae. The record is from the annotation of a GenBank genome assembly.